GAGAGCGGUGGCGUUGGACAGCCAGAACUCCUCGGAGCCGGCUGCUGCUGCUUCUGCAGAGCAAACCGGAUCUCACGUCCAACCUGGAGACAUUUUUUUUUUGCUGCAUUCGCGAUGGUCUGAGCGUGACUGCUGGGCGCUGAGCAGAGGCAUCCCUCCCCUCUCUCUCUCUCUCCCUUUCUCUCUCUCUCUUUCUCCUUUCCUCCUCUCCCGCCUCCCCUCUCUGUCUUUCUAUCUCUCUUUUCUUGUGGUGGGUUCAGCAGAGGCUGCCCAGUGUGUUAGCCCCCUCUCUGCAGCGCUGGGGAAGCUGAUAGCGAUGGGACGAACCGGUUUCAGCACCACGGAGAGCGCCCGGCUUCUGCUCCUCGGUGUGCUGGCGCUGUCCGUGGUGCUGGCGGAGCAGGAAGGGGAGAACCUGUCCGGUCUCUCCAACAACCCAGACAAAGCCAUCUUCGCGGUCCGGGAGAACGGCACGACAUGCCUGAUGGUGGAGUUCGCCGUGAAAUUCCUCGUGCCAUAUGACGUGCUCGCGCUCAAUGGGAUAGACCUGAUCACGGAGCAGGCUGUGUUCACAUUGCCCCGUGGGGCAGAGAUCGAGGGGAAAUGCGGGAGCACAGAGUCAGAGAUCCACAUAUCCUGGAAGAACAACGCCUAUACACUCCGUAUCUACUUCUCUAAGGAGCUCCGUGAGAAGGGCAUUGAGGUGUGGAAGAUUAGUAAGGUCCAGUUCGUCUAUGACACCUCGGAGACCUCGCAGUUCAUCAACGCGUACAACCCGGGGAAGCACACAGCAAGCACCCACCGCCUGUCGGCCCUGGUGACACCCGCUGGGCACUCCUACGUGUGCACAGCUCAGCAGACUCUCACGCUCAUCUCGAGCGACCACCAGAAGGGCGUCACCGUCUCCAUGUAUGACAUCCAGAUCCAGCCCUUCGACAUCACCUCUGACUUCAUGUUCAGCGAACCCUACAAGUGCAUCACCGACCAGCGGGAGCGCCUGGAGGAAACUCUGCCCCUUAUCCUGGGCUUCAUUCUGGCCCUCAUCAUCGUCAUCACGCUCACCGUCUACCACUUCCACCUGAAGCUGACAGCCAACCAGUCCCAGCUGCCCAGAGAUCGCUCCAUGUACAAAAACAUGUAGCCAGCAGCACGACGGCAGCGGCGACUCCCUCAGCUCUCUCCAAAGCUAACCUGAUAAAAGACUUGUCUCCUCGAUGUCCCGGGCCUAACACCACGGAGGAAAGUGCCAUGUGAUGGACUGAAUCCCUGACAGAGAAAUGGGUGUAGCCUGAACUGAAGGCACUGGAACUUUUGAACAGCUAAAACACAAGUUAAUGGCACAGCUUGGGGCCUAGCAUGGAUGUAGUUGCAGGGUAAACCCACCAAAACCUAAUUUUCCCAGCUGCUGAAUUAAAUCUUAACACCAUGAAUUCAUAGUCUGUCUUACAGUUAUUAGAAUUUUAAUGAAAAUAAAAUAUAAAUUUAUGCUUUUCUGAAAAUAUAAUUGAUUUCCCUUCAGAUUGGUGAUUGUUUGUCAUCUGAAAAUCACCAACUUGAGGUUACAGUUCACAUAUUUUUUUCCCUGUAACAUCUCCAGGACCUAGUUUAUCACUUCAGCUCUUUUUACACAACUUUGACAGAAAUUGCCAGAGCUUCUGCUGUCAUCUGCAAACUGUUUGUUGUCUUCUCCUCUCUUUCUCUCUCUGAAACUGCUGCUAAAUUAUUUCUAUCGUUGGUUCUCUAUCUGCUAUUUUAUUUUUCGUUCAACAAUCUUUUUAUUUCCUUUUUGAAUGCAGCCAUAGUGUUUCACAGUGGACAAGUCUUGUAGUGUGUGCAGUGCAGUGGCAUUCAGAGUUGCAGUGUUUUUGCUUUGACUUCAACGAAUCCUUUCUCCACACCGAUGUAUGGAACAUAUCAAAAAAAAGGGAAGAAAGAAAUACAUAAAAAUCUGAUACAAAUUCUGCGCUACGCAGUGACGAAUUUGCCAGAGUGCCAUAUGAGAGUGUUUAUGAAAAGAGAGGUUAUUAAAUUGAAAAAAAAAAAAUAAUAAGUGUACAAUAUUUUCAGAAUCAAAGUCUAUGCAUAAACCUCUGCUGAUGCAAUCUUGUGCAGUAUUCUUCUGUUC
Messenger RNA from Epinephelus fuscoguttatus (brown-marbled grouper), 2125 nucleotides. It is a transcript of the gene lamp5, whose product is annotated as lysosomal associated membrane protein family member 5. Lineage: Eukaryota; Metazoa; Chordata; Actinopteri; Perciformes; Serranidae. The transcript is spliced from 6 exons. Gene Ontology annotation, cellular component: membrane. The record is from RefSeq and is a predicted model, not a curated record. The coding region runs from base 317 to 1141 and encodes 274 amino acids.